AUGAAGGACGUGCUUUAUGUCGUUAUCAUUGCUGACGGUCAGGUUGUGACUCUGAUUAGACCCAAGAAACAUUCAAUCCAUCCCUCAGACAUUCAUAUUCUUCUGAAUACUAUUCAGAGUCCCUCUAUCGCCAAUUCUCCAGCCUCUGCGUCAUGGAUUCCAGUCUGCCUCCCAAAGUUCAAUGCAUCUGGCUUCGUAAAUGCCUACAUAUCUUUCCUCGCACCACCAGAAGAAGAUAACACGCCCGCGUCUCCUGAAACUAUUGUCAACGCAGCUAAUACUGGGGCCCUUGGAUUCAACCCCGAGGAACAGAGUGUGGUACUUGUAUGUAUAAGUGGGGGCGGAGAAUUCGAGGCGAUUCGAGGGUGGUGCGAUCAGGCUACACAGAGAUUGAAAUCAGAAGGCCUUCUAUCAAUUCUAUAUGAUACCGUCCGAUCUGGAAAGGCCAACUACACCGUCGCAGAACUCAGAAUUCCUGGGCUGAGACAUUUUGUUUACAAGUCUCGUCCACAAGUACAAGUCACCUUUCCUAUCUUUGAAGACCCCUAUGAUAAUAUAGACGAGCAGAGAAGGAUCACGACUCUCUACCAGAUACUAUAUGAUGCUGUACACGCUAAGUCUGGACAAGAAGAGACGCUCAAGCUGCAGUUCAUACGGACAGAGAAGGAGUGUGUGAUGGGAUGGAUAACUCAGCCUUUUGAGCUUUACAUAGCGCUUUCCCCUCUAUUACCAACAACUGCUGUUGUAGGGGCUGCCAACGCGGUUGCCCGGUGGGUGAAACGCGACGAAAAUCGGCUGUUUUUGAGGGAUGCUCCCGUGUUCUAA
Molecule: messenger RNA, 825 nt
Organism: Marasmius oreades (fairy-ring Marasmius)
Lineage: Eukaryota; Fungi; Basidiomycota; Agaricomycetes; Agaricales; Marasmiaceae
Exons: 6
Coding region: 1-825 (274 amino acids)
Biological process (GO): protein targeting to vacuole; vesicle-mediated transport
Cellular component (GO): fungal-type vacuole membrane; Mon1-Ccz1 complex
Source: RefSeq, a predicted model, not a curated record